Eucalyptus grandis is the source of this 2193-nucleotide messenger RNA. Its product is annotated as purple acid phosphatase 15. The record is from RefSeq and is a predicted model, not a curated record. NCBI's taxonomy places the organism in Eukaryota, Viridiplantae, Streptophyta, Magnoliopsida, Myrtales, Myrtaceae. Gene Ontology annotation, molecular function: acid phosphatase activity; metal ion binding.
UCUCUCUCUCUCUCUCUCUCUCUCUCUCUCUCUCUGCAACGAGCAAGUCAAACUCACGAGCUAGCGGCAAUGGCGGUGACAGCUUCUUCGUCGUCCUUUGGCAUUUGGCGGCUUCUGGCGCAGUACCCACCACGCCCGCUCCCCUGCUUUUUCCGCAUGGCCACGACGGCGAACGCGUGAUGCGCUUUCACAUGGGAAACCGCUAACCUGUCCCUCCAUAUCCAACCGCAUAUUUAAACUCCUCGCUGCUGCCACCGUCGUCGUCGUCGUCGUCUGUCCAUCCGACUCUCUCUCUCUCUCGACGCGCGAGAAAUGGCGGCAAUGCGGGCGGCGCCACCACCGUCGGGUGCUUCGCUCGCCCUGCUCUGCUUCUUCUUGCUCUGCUCCUCCGAGCCACUGCUCGCCGGAGACAUCCCGACGACUCUCGAGGGGCCGUUCACGCCGGUGACGGUGCCCCUCGACAAGAGCUUCCGUGGGAACGCCGUCGACUUGCCGGACACCGACCGCCGAGUCCAGAGGACGGUCUCCGACUUCGAGCCGGAGCAAAUCUCCGUCUCGCUUUCCUCGAGCUACGACUCCGUCUGGAUUUCCUGGAUCACUGGAGAGUACCAGAUAGGUGAUGACAUCACCCCGUUGGAUCCGAACAGUGUCGGGAGUGUUGUUUACUAUGGGGCUCCGGAUCUGGACGGAGUCAUCAGGCCCGGUUAUUCGCUUAUUUACAACCAACUUUAUCCCUUCGAAGGCCUCGAGAACUACACUUCUGGCAUUAUACACCAUGUUCGUCUCAAAGGGUUGAAGCCCAGCACGUUAUACUCUUACCAAUGUGGAGAUCCUUCAAUAGCAAUGAGCGAAGUUUAUUAUUUUACGACUAUGCCUGUCACUGGCCCAAGUAGUUACCCCAGCAGAGUGGCAGUGGUUGGUGACUUGGGUCUUACAUACAAUACCACUUCCACAGUCGGCCACAUGCUGAGUAAUCAUCCUGAUCUGGUUCUUUUGAUCGGGGAUGUGUGUUAUGCUAACUUGUAUCUCACGAAUGGAACUGGGGCCGAUUGCUACUCCUGUUCAUUUCCACAUACUCCUAUUCGCGAAACCUACCAACCACGAUGGGAUUAUUGGGGAAGGUAUAUGCAGCCUCUAGUGUCUAAAGUUCCCAUCAUGGUCGUAGAAGGGGAUCACGAGAUUGAAGAACAGGCUGAGAAUCAGACUUUUGUUGCUUAUAGUUCUCGAUUUGCAUUUCCAUCUAAAGAAAGUGGAUCGUCGUCUACUUUUUACUAUUCCUUCAAUGCAGGCGGCAUACACUUUUUAAUGCUUGGUGCCUAUUUUUCUUAUAAUAAAUCAUCUGAUCAGUACAGAUGGUUAGAGAAAGACCUAGCUAAGGUCAACAGAGAAGUCACACCAUGGUUGGUGGCUACAUGGCACUCUCCUUGGUACAGCACUUACACGACCCAUUACAGAGACGCAGAGUGCAUGAGGGCUGCAAUGGAGGAUUUGUUGUACAGUUACGGGGUUGAUGUUGUCUUUAAUGGACAUGUUCAUGCCUAUGAAAGGUCAAAUAGAGUGUACAACUACACUCUGGAUCCCUGUGGCCCUGUUCACAUCACUGUCGGAGAUGGUGGUAACCGAGAGAAGAUGGCCAUUACACAUGCAGAUGAACCUGGAAACUGUCCAGACCCAAGUACCACCCCCGAUGCGUACAUGGGUGGUUUCUGUGCAUUUAAUUUCACAUCAGGCCCCGCUAAAGGCAACUUCUGUUGGGACAGGCAACCGGAAUAUAGUGCUUACAGAGAAAGCAGCUUCGGGCAUGGCAUUUUUGAGGUGAAGAAUGAGACUCAUGCUCUGUGGACAUGGCAUCGGAAUCAGGACUUGUACAAGUAUGCAGGCGAUGUCAUCUACAUCGUUAGGCAACCUGAUAAGUGCCCAAUCAAGGGAAAGAGGAACUUCUGAUCAAGUGCACAAGACCAGAUAGUUCACAAAACAGAGCAAUUUUUGAAAAAGAGAAUUUGACAGCCGUCACUUUUCUACAAUUGAAACUGGGAGCUAUCACUGUUUUCGACAGGAAGCUGAUUAUGUGAAUGUGAGCAAGAGGAUGUAUUCAUCUUCUUCAGUCGUAAAAGCGGUCUGUGUGAAGACACUGGUGUCCUUGAUGUAAGUCGUACAAAGAAUGUUCGUACCAAAUUGAAAUCAUUUUCUGAA